AUGUCGUUCUUCAAAAUCACCCUCAUCCGCUCCGGUAUCGGUAUGACGGAGCGCCAAAACGGCGUCCUCAAAGCUCUCGGUCUGCGCAAGAGAAUGAAGACCGUUUACCACCCAGUAACCCCCCAGACCGCCGGUAUGAUCAUGAAGGUCAAGGAACUGCUCGCUGUGUCGGAGGUCGACACGCCAUUGACGCAGAAGGAGAUCCAUGAGAAGAGACGGCCACCAAAGGGUUUCAUUGUCGAGAAGCCUUUGAGGCCUGAGGCGACUGCAGAAUAG
Molecule: messenger RNA, 276 nt
Organism: Morchella sextelata
Lineage: Eukaryota; Fungi; Ascomycota; Pezizomycetes; Pezizales; Morchellaceae
Exons: 1
Coding region: 1-276 (91 amino acids)
Biological process (GO): translation
Cellular component (GO): mitochondrion; large ribosomal subunit
Molecular function (GO): structural constituent of ribosome
Source: RefSeq, a predicted model, not a curated record